This is a messenger RNA of Drosophila albomicans, 3487 nucleotides long. It is a transcript of the gene P5CDh1, whose product is annotated as delta-1-pyrroline-5-carboxylate dehydrogenase, mitochondrial. The record is from RefSeq and is a predicted model, not a curated record. Bases 246 to 1967 code for a protein of 573 amino acids. Gene Ontology annotation, cellular component: mitochondrial matrix. The transcript is spliced from 9 exons. Lineage: Eukaryota; Metazoa; Arthropoda; Insecta; Diptera; Drosophilidae. Gene Ontology annotation, molecular function: L-glutamate gamma-semialdehyde dehydrogenase (NAD+) activity.
UUCAAGUAAUGAAUAUUUAAAAUUUGGCACAAGCAUCACACACACACACACAUACAUUCGCUCUCAUACAUUUUAGUCUAACGGAUGGAUACAUAGAAGGUAGUCUCGCUAAGGCCAAACAAAUACACGGACCGCGUAUCUCUCGUUCGCCACAACAAAUCAAACACUCAUCGAAAUUCUAGUGAAGCAACAGUAGAAAGACAGGCCCCUCUACACAUCAAAAUUACCAUUCCCAGUUCUCCAAGAUGUUGCGAUUCAUGCGUAAUGCGAAUGCGGGCCUCGCUGUCCAACAGAGCGCCAUUAAAAGCUGUGUGCGCAGUCUGGGCAGCGUUGUCCACAGUCCCAAUUUGAAAGACGUGUCCGUUGCCAAUGAACCCAUUUUAACGUAUCGCAAAGAUUCAAAAGAGCGCAAAGCAUUGCAGCAAGCACUGAAAACAACCGCAGCGAAAUGUGAGGAAGUGCCCAUUGUGAUCGGUGGCAAGGAAUUUAAGACGGAUCAGGUGGUGCAUCAGGUAAUGCCACACGAUCAUCAACACAAACUGGCCAAGUUCUACUAUGCGGACAAGAAGCUCCUGGAGCAGGCCAUCAAAACGGCGGUUGAAACGCAACCCAAAUGGGAUCGUGUGCCUUUCGAUGAGCGCCUAAAGAUUUGGGAGCGUGCUGCCGAUUUGAUGGCAGGCAAAUAUCGUCAGGAAUUGAAUGCAGCCACCAUGUUGGGCCAGGCGAAAACCAUCAUUCAAGCGGAAAUCGAUGCGGCUUGCGAGCUCAUUGAUUUUAUACGCAUACACGCCUACUUUCUCAAGGAGUGCGUCAAGUAUCAGCCCAUCAGUGAGGACCUAAAGGUCACCAAGAAUUCAUUGCGUUAUCGUGGCAUUGAUGGUUUCAUCGCUGCUGUCAGCCCAUUCAACUUUACGGCCAUCGGUGGCAACUUGGCCUACACGCCAGCCUUGAUGGGCAACGGUGUGCUGUGGAAACCCUCGGACACUGCUCUGCUGUCCAACUGGCGCAUUUUCAAUAUUAUGCGCGAAGCUGGCUUGCCCGAUGGCGUCGUUAAUUUCGUGCCCGCUGAUGGCCCUGUCUUUGGUGAUACAAUAACCGCCUCGCCACACCUGGCUGCCAUCAAUUUCACCGGUUCGGUGCCGACAUUCAGUCGCUUGUGGAAGCAGGUGGGCAACAAUAUUGACAAAUACAAUAACUUUCCGCGUCUUAUUGGCGAGUGUGGUGGCAAGAAUUACCACUUUGUUCACUCGUCAGCGGAUGCGCAAUCUGUUGUCACAUCCACAAUACGUUCCGCCUUCGAGUACAGUGGACAAAAAUGUUCUGCCUGCUCCCGUAUGUAUGUUCCAGAGUCGCUGUGGCCAGAGAUCAAAGAGGGAUUGGUAGCGGAGGCGUGCAAACUGAAGAUUGGCGAUGUGCAGGACACUAAGAGCUUCACAUCGGCUGUCAUCGAUGAUAAAGCAUUUAAACGCAUUACUGGAUACAUUGAGCAUGCCAAAAAUAGUUCGAAUUUAGAGAUCAUUGCUGGCGGCACGUAUUCGGACAGCAAAGGUUACUUCAUCAAUCCCACGAUUGUGGUAACCAAGGAUCCCAAAGAUCGCAUUAUGACUGAGGAAAUCUUUGGCCCAGUGCUGACGGUUUAUGUGUACAAAGAGAAGGAUUUGUUUGAUACAAUGAAGCUGGUGCAUACAUCAACGCAAUUUGCCUUGACCGGCGCCGUUUUUGGCCAAGACGAAGAGUUCAUCAAGUGUGCUUUGGAGGAGUUCAAGACGUCGGCGGGUAACUUCUAUAUCAACGACAAGUCGACAGGCUCGGUGGUGGGACAACAGCCAUUUGGAGGUGGUCGCAAGUCUGGCACUAACGACAAGGCUGGCGGACCCCACUACAUUCUGCGCUGGACAUCGCCGCAGUCAAUUAAGGAAACGUUUGUGCCCCUGCGUGACGUCAACUAUCCCUACAUGGAAGAGUAAGAAGUGAACUCGUGGAGGUGAAACUUUAAGAAAACGACAGGAAUCUCAUUGCAUAAAAAGAAACAAAAACAAAAGGAAAACUACUCAAGCUAUAAAAAGGAUUAUAUAUAUAAUGAAAAAUGUAUAUGUUUUUUGUUGAACUAAUUUUAAAACUUGCACCCCUUCCACCCCUCACGUCCCCCUUUCCUAGUUAACAGUUACGUACAUACAAAUAUCGAUGUAGUUAAAUAUUGUAACGAAUCUCUGCUGUAUUUUUGUCGCCUCGAAUAACCAAAUGACACGAAACACGUUGUAAAUUGAUAUGCUGAUUACAUUUAAAAUCUCACAUACACAAAAACAAACAUAUUGUAGAUCGAAAUAUAUAUUAUAAAAUACCUACUAAAUUAAAUAUGAGUGUAAAACAAAUUGUGAUUAUUUAAUUAUAUAAUUUAUAAUUAUCUGCUUACGUUUUGCUUUGUUGUUGUGUCAUUUGCUGAAACUAUAAAACGUACAUAUAGUUACUAUGUAUUGCAAUAUAAACAUAAACAAAUUGCCCAUGCAUUAUAUACAAACUAUACAUAACAAUACAUAUUAACAUAUAGAAGCAAAAACCACUUGACAAUACAUUGAAUACUAAAUGUAAAAUUAAUAUGAAAAAUACCAAGAAUAAGAACGAAACAAAGUUACAAAAAGUCAAAGAACAAAAACCAAUUCACUCGAAUAAAAUUAAACAUUCAAAAUAAUUUAAAUUAAUUGAUUCUCAUUCUUUACGUUUGCGGUGAGUAUAGAUUGAAAAUAGUAAAUCACAUUGCGAUGAAAAUUACAUAUAAUUUUUAAUUUUUAUAUUACAAAUAAAAUUUAAUUUUAUACCUUUUUAUGUAUAUUUUCAAACUGAAAUCUGAGUUACCUUAGAAAAAUCUACUUAUUCAAGCUUUAAAAAUUACUUUAUUCGAAUAGUCGCAGCCUUGAAUAACACAGCUAAAAUAACAUAGAAAAUAAAAUUUAUUGAAAUAUUUACAAUAUAUUUGAAAAAAUAAAUAUGAGUAACCAACUCAAUCAAUUACGCCCCAGAAGAGCUACGCGACAAAAUCAACGUCAAGAACCUGAUUUAUUCGAGAUGCUAUAUUGCAGUGAUGUAAGCAAUAGAAAUAUUGUAAAUAAUGCUAAUAAUGCUGGCGAUCCUCGACUCGUAUUUGGACUGGAUCACCGAAAGCCCAUUAAAGGGAGUAACAGAAAGAAAUUCUACGGCAUACCUUUGAUUUGCCUAGCGAUCAUGGGAAUUGCCUAUGUAAUAUAUCAAGAGUUCCUUGAGGAUUGAGAAAAAAAGCAAAUUUCGUUUGUUUCAUAUGUUUAUUACAGAAUACAUAAUUCACGUGUUUGCCCUAUCAUCUAAAUUGAUAGUUUGUGUUUAAGCAAAAGUUCAUCUAUAAAAUGUUAUUUAAUGUAUAUUGAAGUUACUUGACGUAAAAUAGAAUAAAACAUUGUCGUCCAAAUGGUUAAGCAUGUGAUUUUUGAUGCUUAGGCGCUGAUAUUCAACAAGC